Amyelois transitella is the source of this 5772-nucleotide messenger RNA. It is a transcript of the gene polybromo, whose product is annotated as protein polybromo-1. Lineage: Eukaryota; Metazoa; Arthropoda; Insecta; Lepidoptera; Pyralidae. Gene Ontology annotation, biological process: chromatin remodeling. Gene Ontology annotation, molecular function: protein binding; chromatin binding. The transcript is spliced from 32 exons. The record is from RefSeq and is a predicted model, not a curated record. Bases 192 to 5342 code for a protein of 1716 amino acids. Gene Ontology annotation, cellular component: RSC-type complex.
UGUUGUUCGCUGCAUUGCGAUAAUUGUAAUAAAAAUAAAUUAUUUAUUUGUCCUGACUAUGUACACAUUUAUUGUUAAACAACUGCAGUUAUAAGAAAUGAAAUAGGUGCUUGUAUAAGUGAUUUUCUUGUGAAUUUCAUCACAUUUCGUGGAUAGGAAAUAAGGCCGCUCAUGUACUUACAUACGCUAAAAUGAGCAAACGACGCCGUGCUUCCUCUGUUGCUAGCCGGGGUGCUGAUGGUGAUGAUAGUGAUGAUGGAGUGGAGCUCAGCAACCCUGGGCCACCGCCAUCUAGGAAGAAGAAGAAACUGGACCCAGGUGAAAUUUGCCAGCAGUUGUAUGACACAAUAAGGUCACAUAAAAAAGAAGAUGGUACUUUGCUCUGUGACUCUUUCAUAAGAGCUCCUAAAAGGCGGCAGGAGCCCCAGUACUACGAAGUCGUCACUCAGCCUAUUGACUUGUUACGAGUUCAACAAAAGCUAAAAACUGACACAUAUGAAGACAUAGAAGAGCUGUCUGCGGACAUAGAACUACUUGUUAACAAUGCAAAGGCGUUCUACAAACCUGACUCAGUGGAAUACAAGGAUGCCAUUGACCUCUGGAAGCUGUACAAACAGACUAAACUGGCUUUGGAAAAUGGCGAGGAGAUAAAAACUUCAAAGCUAUCUCGCAAUGGGUCUUCAAGCCGCCGAUCUGACGUGGCCGAAGAUAUAUCGGAGACAUCAACCAACAACGAAGAAGACAUCUAUGAGGAACUGUUCAGUGCUGUAAUGACAGCAAACGCAGACGGGCGACCGCUCUACCCGGCAUUCCAAUUCCUCCCCUCCAAACGCCGUUACCCAGAGUAUUUCAGCGUGAUAGAUAACCCCAUAGAUCUGAAGACCAUCGCAGCCAAGAUACAGGGUGGGGAGUAUGUCAGCCUGACAGAACUGGAGAGAGAUCUUCAACUGAUGGUCAGAAACGCAUGUGCUUUCAAUGAGCCAGGCAGUCAGAUUUAUAAGGAUGCUAAGAUGUUGAAAAAGGUGAUCCAGGUCCGCAAGCAAGAAAUAGACCAGCACGGUCGCAGCGGGCCAGCCAAGACCUCGGAGAGGAUCCGCAGCAAGAGGAGUUCCCGAGUGGGGCCCGUGCCCAGCAGCAAGGAGCUGGCCAUCAUGGAGCCCCCGGAUUGCGACGACGCCGAUGUCAAGCACUCAGAAGACAGUGGCGGUGAAAGCGACGAGGACAAGAUUGAAUACGAGAACUCUCCGCUGUGGAAAUUAUAUGAGACUGUCAGAAAUCAUUUGGGAGCUAAUGGAACCCCAAUGGCCGAUCCAUUCGCGAAGCUACCGUCCCGUCGCGCUUACCCGGACUAUUACAAGGAGAUAAAGAACCCGGUGUCCCUCAACCAGAUCAGGAAUAAGAUCCGCCGCGGCGCCUACGGGACCCUCUCCGAGGUGGCGGGCGAUAUGAACAUCAUGUUUGAGAACGCCAAGCAGUACAACGUGCCCUCCUCCAGGCUUUAUAAAGACGCUGUCAAACUGCAGAGGUUGAUGCAACAACGGGUUCAAGAAUUGCUGGACAUUAUCCAGAGCUCAUCAAGUGAUGAUGAGAGUCUUUCCACAGUGAAGAGUCAGAAUGAGAAGACGCCUAGGCCCAGAGGUCGUCCCCGCGUUAACCCCAUACCGGCCACAGCUUCGCCCGCCCCCUCACCGUCUGUACCCAAAUCCUCACUUCCUUUGAAGAAGAAGCUGCACUACAUCUCCAAGCAGAUGGUGGAGUUCACGUGCGCUGACGGCCGCCAGCCCAUGUUGCUCUUCAUGGAGAAGCCCAGCAAGAAGCUGUACCCGGAGUACUAUAACGUGAUCGACAGGCCCAUUGAUAUGAUCGCUAUUGAGAGUAACAUUAAGAACGACCGCUACAACUCCCUAGAAGAAAUGGUAUCAGACUUCCGUCUUAUGUUCUCGAACUGCCGCCAGUUCAACGAAGAAGGCUCCAUGAUAUACGACGAUGCGAACCUCCUCGAGAGAGUUCUCAACGACCGCCUCAAAGAACUCCACAGCGGCGGCAACGUGGAGACUUCUCAGAAGAGAGCCGCCGUGUUGAAGACGUUCAAAGCGGCCAAAUCUAAACAGUUGUCGCCGUUAGAACAGAAGCUGAGGACGCUGUAUGAUGCUAUCAGAGAUUAUCGGGAUCCGAAAGCCAACCGCUUACUAGCACUGAUAUUCAUGAAGCUACCCAACAAAGUGGAGUACCCUGACUACUACGAGCUGAUCAAGAAUCCAAUAGACAUGGAGAAGAUAGCCCAUAAACUAAAGAACGGUGUCUAUAGUUCCGUGAACGAGUUGGCUUCCGAUUUUAUAUUGAUGUUCGAUAACGCUUGCAAAUAUAACGAGCCAGAUUCACAGAUAUAUAAAGACGCUUUGAUAUUGCAGAGGAUGUGUUUGCAGACUAAACAACUUUUAAGGGAGGACGAUGAUUCAGUGCCCGAUGUACCGGCCGCAGUGCAAGAGCUGCUGCUAAACUUGUUCACCACUGUGUACAAUCACCAAGAUGAGGAGGGCAGAUGCUAUUCGGACAGUAUGGCGGAACUCCCGGAACACGACGAGACUGCGAGCGGGGAGAAAGUUCGAGCAAUCUCCUUAGACCUGGUGAAGAGGAGGCUCGACCGCGGACAUUACAAGCGCUUGGAUCACUUCCAGCAGGACAUGUUCGCUGUUUUCGAGAGAGCGCGCCGUCUCUCUCGAACAGACAGCCAAAUAUUCGAAGACUCCGUCGAACUACAGUCGUACUUCGUGGAACAACGCGACAUACUCUGCAAGAACACUCUUCAGUCUCCGGCUUUGGCGUUCACACGAGACACGAUCACCACUAGCGUGGAGCUGGUCAAGCAGUGCAAGUUGUUACAGGAGAACGAAGACGAGGAUGAGACUAGAUCGAGCACGGACGACUCGAUGCCGGCCGGCAGCGCCCCCCUGGCGCAGACGCAGUACAACAAAGGCGACUUCGUGUACGUCCAGCCGGAGAAGGGCAACAAGGAGCCCGCCAUCGUGCAGGUGGAGCGGGUGUGGACCAACAAAGAUGGCGUCCCCAUGAUGUACGCCAAUGUGUACUUCCGCCCCCAAGAAACAUUCCACGUGCGCACGCGCAAGUUCCUGCAGCAGGAGGUGUUCAAGACGGAGACGCACCGCAGCAUCCCCUUAGACCAGGUCAUCGGCCAUUGCUACGUCAUGAACGUUAAGGAGUACUUCAAGUUCAAGCCUGAAGGAUAUGCCGACAAGGACGUGUACGUCUGCGAGAGCCGCUACAGCACGCGCAACCGCUGGUUCAAGAAGAUCAAGGUGUGGGAGGGUGCCGAGAAGGAGGCCACGCUCGUGCCCAGAGAGGUACCCCUGGAGCCGAGUCGCACGGUGUCAGUGUUCCGCGAGCGCGUGGAGAAACACAAGGAUGAGCUGGCUGAACUCGAAGUGCUGGAGAAUGUGCAGGAGAAGGAACGACCGGACGUAGUGAUGUACAACCCGCUAGGCACAGACGACGAGAACACGUAUUACGAGCAAUACAACACCGUCUGCUCGGGGGUCAUCAAGACCGGCGACUACGUGUACGUGGUCACCGAUGGCGGCAAGCAGAUGAUCGCCCAGGUCGACACCAUCUGGGAGACGGGCGAUAACAAAUGCUACUUCCGAGGACCGUUCUUGAUCUUCCCGUCAGAAGUGGCGAACAUCAUCAACAAGCCGUUCUACAAACAAGAAGUGUUGCUGACGACGAUCCACGACACAAGCCCACUAGUGGGCAUCGUGGGCAAGUGUGCCGUGUUAGAUUACGACGAUUAUCUCAAAUGUCGCCCGACAGAGAUACAAGAGAAUGAUGUGUUUGUAUGCGAGUCAGUUUACGACGAGUCUAACCGCGUCGCGAGGAAGCUGAAGGCCGGACUGAGGAAGUUUGAGCACACUAAAGAUGUCACAGUCGAUGAGGUGUACUAUUUCCCGAAGCCCCUGGGCCCGCCGCCUCUAGCUACGCCGCACGAGGUUCACUCUACAUCGCACGCCUUCUCGCAAAAACAGUACAACACUAACGUACACGCUGAUUCUAUGGACAGCAAACCGCAGUUCACCAACCUCAUCAACACGACGAUAGGCAGCCAGGACGUGGAGAUGAUUCUGGAGAACUCGCUCGAUGACUCGUCUCUAGCUUCGCCGGCCACGCCGCUUUCUAUUGGUGGCAACAGCAACCCCUACAACCCAUCAAUGUCGGCCACGCCCAGCCAAGAGAGGUCCCAACCUUCGGCCACACCACACAGCACGAAGAAGAAGAAGGAGUCCAAACAAAAGCUGGUCACGGGAUAUAUCUUAUACUCGAGCGAGGUCAGGAAGGCGAUCAUCGCGAACAACCCCGAGGCUACAUUCGGCGAGAUAUCUCGGAUAGUGGGCAACGAGUGGCGUUCACUGCCGACUUCUACCAAACAGAGCUGGGAAGAGAGAGCCGCGAGGUGCAAUGAGGAGACCUCCGCGAAGCUGGCGGAGGAGAUGAGGGAGCUGUCGCAACAUACUCCCAUGGAGAUGACUUACGAAUGCGCCUGGGACACGUGCGACUGCCAGUUUGAGGACCUCCAGGACUGCAUGGAGCAUUGCAUCGGGGACGGUGGUAACAGCGUGGCGGCAGCCGGCCACGUGCAGCAACACUACCGCGGCUCGUUCAGCGAGUACCCGUGCCUGUGGCGGAACUGCAACCGCGUGAGGAAGGGCCAGGCGCCAUUCCCCAACCUGCCGCGGCUGCUGCGCCACGUCAGGGACCUCCACGUCAACAAGGGCAACGGGCGCAUGAUGGCUCUGCAUGAGAGGUCUAGAAACUUCUUGCCUUCUACCAAGAAACCUCCCAAGGCGUUCACAGCACGAAGCGGAGUGAUGUCUCCGGGAGCGUCCCUCUCGGGCAUGUCCCCACUGGCGCGCAACUCCCCGUCGCCGGGCGCGGGCGCGGCGCUGGAGCCGGCGCUGGCGGCGCCCGCGCGCGCCGGCCUCGACCCGCUGUUCGUGGCGGCGCCGCCCCGGGCGCAGAGGGUUACCCACUCCGAGGCUUAUAUCAGAUACAUCGAAGGUCUUCAUUCAGAGCAGAAGUACAUCACUCCGUGGGAGAAGUCAUUGACCCCGAUGCCAAUCAAUCCGGACCCGAACCAGUUCAACUUGCACAAACUGCCCGCGCACUGGAUGACAGAAGAGGCCGUGAACGGAUUCCUUGCGCAGGACAAGAGUUUAUCAGAAACAGACAUACAGAAAAUGGAUAAUACCACGAAGAUUUUGAAAGGGUUGUGCUCACUAAGAGAUUUUCUUAUGAGGGACGCUUUGACCGUUUACAAAAAUCAGUUGUAAUCUAGGAAAAGAGGAAAGACAUCUGAAAUAAAUGAUCAGAAAGUUUUUUAUUGACCAAUCCUAUCUCUAGUUUGUCCGUUAAAAUCAUUGAAGAAGUAUUUCACAGACUUUAUUCCCUAAAUACGGGGUGGCUAUUGAGCUAAGACAAUCGCGCGAUCAUUUGCCUCAUUUAGAUCUUCUCGCGAGCAAAGUUUUGGAAAGUUAGGAUAAAACACAAAAUGUAUUUUUUUUUUUUAAUUUUACUUCUUUCUAAGAUCAUUGUGCAAAUCUAAAAUUAAGAUCCUUUUGUAAGUUAAGAUUAGGCUACUGUAUUUGUGAGCCAUAUAUAUUUGUUUGCACUAACCACGUUUAUGGUUAUUUAGAUAUAAGUACAUUAUAAGAUAGCGAAUCUUUAUAAGGAAAAUCUAAUAAAUCACCUUUAGUAAAUUGA